AUGGCUGGUGGCUCUUCGCUGGCGGCCCGGAGGCGGCGCCUGAGGGAGGUCCAGAACGGCAUGGCUGCGGGACGCGCCUCGGCAAGGCCGCCCUGGGGAGGGCUUUUGCGAGGCGCCGCGGCAGCGCGGGCUGCCGCUGACAAGCUGGCCAAGCGCCUCUCGAAUGAGCUCGAGGAGGCGCGGAAAGAGUGCCAGUGCCUGCAGGGCGCCUUUGCGUCGGCCAUCGCAAACGGCGACAUCGGCGACAAGGCAAGGCUGGACAACCAGGCAGCGUCCAGGGCGCCUCCCGUGGAGUGCAUCGUCGAGGUGUGCUACGCCGAGGCGCCUGUGAAGGCAUGCAGCCUGGAUGUCAAGCGGCCCGCUGCUGGGCCGACGGUCUGUAACCUGGCCGCCCCCGAGUGCGUGCCUCGUGCUCUCGCCAACGGCGUCGUGUGGCGGUCCGCCGACGAGCAGGCCGACGUGCUGCUGGAG
This is a messenger RNA of Prorocentrum cordatum, 471 nucleotides long. The record is from the annotation of a GenBank genome assembly. Lineage: Eukaryota; Dinophyceae; Prorocentrales; Prorocentraceae.